Candoia aspera is the source of this 1757-nucleotide messenger RNA. RefSeq names its product cholinergic receptor nicotinic epsilon subunit (gene CHRNE). Gene Ontology annotation, cellular component: neuron projection; plasma membrane; synapse. The transcript has 12 exons. Gene Ontology annotation, biological process: regulation of membrane potential; nervous system process; chemical synaptic transmission. The coding region runs from base 17 to 1555 and encodes 512 amino acids. Gene Ontology annotation, molecular function: transmembrane signaling receptor activity; acetylcholine-gated monoatomic cation-selective channel activity. The record is from RefSeq and is a predicted model, not a curated record. NCBI's taxonomy places the organism in Eukaryota, Metazoa, Chordata, Lepidosauria, Squamata, Candoiidae.
UCUCUGCAGGCUCACCAUGAAGGCGGUGGGCAGCCUGGGCCAAAACCUGUGGCUGGGGCUGCUUCUCUGCUGGGCAGCCCUCGGGUCUCCAGAGGGCAACAAGGAGCUCCAGCUCUUCAACCGCCUCUUUGCCAACUAUGACAAGUCCAGGUGGCCGGUGCGCAGGGUGGGCGAAGUGCUGAAGAUCUCUCUGAAGCUGACCCUCACCAACCUCAUCUCCCUGAACACCAAAGAGGAGACCCUCACCACCAAUGUCUGGAUUACUCAGGAAUGGGUGGACUAUCGGCUGAACUUUAGCAGCGAGGAGUACGACAAAGCCCUCCGAGUCCCAGCCGACCUGGUGUGGUUGCCGGACAUUGUCCUGGAGAACAACAUCGAUGGCAACUUUGACGUGUCCUAUUCUGUCAACGUGCUGAUCUACCCCGGGGGAAACGUGUACUGGCUCCCCCCCGCCAUCUACCGCAGCUCCUGCCCCAUCGAGGUCACUUACUUCCCCUUUGACUGGCAAAACUGCUCCCUCGUUUUCCGCUCGAAAACACACAACGCCAAAGAAAUAGAACUCCAGUAUGGACUUGAUGACAAUACCCAGGAACCAGCGAAGCAGAUCAUAAUUGACCCAAAGGCUUUCACAGAGAACGGGGAGUGGGCCAUCCGGCACCUCCCAGCCCGCCAGCUCCUGGCCCCCACGACCGGUCUUGAGGCCCCUGGCUUCUCCGAGAUCCACUACUUCCUCGUCAUCCAGCGCAAGCCUCUCUUCUAUAUCAUCAACAUCAUCGUGCCCUGCGUCCUGAUCUCCUCCCUGGUAGUCCUGGUGUACUUCCUGCCUGCCCAGGCCGGAGGACAGAAGUGCACUGUCAGCAUCUCGGUCCUGCUGGCCCAGACGGUCUUCCUCUUCCUGAUCGCCCAGAAGGUGCCCGAGACGUCGCUCAGUGUCCCCCUCAUUGGCAAGUACCUGCUCUUUGUGAUGACAGUGGCCACGCUGAUUGUCAUGAACUGUGUUGUCGUGCUGAACGUCUCCCUGCGCAGCCCCAGCACCCAUCUCAUGUCCCCGAACCUCAAACAUCUCUUCCUGAAGAUCCUCCCACACUACUUGGGCUCCACCAUAGGGCCAGCAGGGGAUGAGCCCCAGGACGCCUCCCGCCCUCGCCGGCACAGCUCCUUCUCCAUUAUGGUCAAGGCCGAGGAGUACAUCCUAAAAAAGGCCCGGAGUGAGAUCCUGUUUGAGCACCAGGGGCAGCGGCACGGGCUGCAGAGGGCACCCAACUAUGAUGGGCUGGAUGUGCAGAUGACCACCGUCUUGUACAAGAACCUAUCCAGCCUGGCACCGGAGAUCAAGGAAUGUGUGGACGCUUGCAACUUCAUCACCAAGAGCACCAAGGACCAGAAUGCUGAUGGGGCGGAGAUCGAGAACUGGGUGCUGAUUGGGCAGAUGAUAGACAAGCUGUGCUUCUGGAUUGCCAUCUUGCUCUUCACCACUGGCACUCUUGCCAUCUUCUUCAUGGGGCACCUCAACACGGUGCCCGAGGACCCCUUCCCAGGCCAGGAAGACCAGUAGGGUGGGGGCCUCUCUGCAGCCUCACGUUGACCUGGCUGGACGUGAAAAGAGGCUCUCCCCCACCCCACCCUGCUUGGUUUGUGGGACUGCCCAGUCCCCAGCCCAGACAGCCAAGCAGAUAGAAGCCGGGGGGGGGGGGGGAUCCAGGCACCACCGGCAGCCAUUCCUGCGGAGCUGCUCAGGGGCUCUGCGCAGCCCCAAA